CAGCUGCUGGAUGGGCCCAGGGCAGCUCUGUGUCUCUGUCUGGCAUCAGCUAGGGGCAAGGAGCCUGUGCAGGCCGUGUAUCCCAUCAGGAGAGUCUGGGCUUGGCCCUGCCCUGCAGCGCUGCCCCAGCCCGCCGGCAGGAACAGAUGGCCAGGGCUGGCCAGAGCCUCCCAAUCCCCCGCUAAUCCCCCUGAGGAGCAGCUCAGCUCGGCUCCCCCUUCGCACUGGCCAUUCAACAGGGACCCGUCCAGGAAAGACGCAGCAGCCUCAGUCCAGCCCCUUGGGCCUCUUCUGGGCCAGGACAGCCCCUUCCCACUGGCGCUGGUGCCAACAUGAGACGUCCCUGAGCCUGUCUCCUGGCCAUCCCCGAGGAGCAGCUGGGGGCGGGCGCAGCCAGCCAUGGCCCUCACCCAAAUGCUGAGGCGCAGCCACCUCUGCAGCUGCCUCGUGAACUCACUCGUCUACCAGAUCUGCUGCUGUUGCGGCCCGGGCCCCUGCGGCUUCUGCUGCUCCUGCUGCCCCAGCAUUAAGGUGUCCACAGGAAGCCGCAUCGUCUACACCCUCUUCCACGUCCUGGCCUCCACGGUGUGCUGCCUCAUGCUCUCCCGCACCGUCUCCGAAGCCGUCAAGGAGAACGUGCCUUUCUACGCCCUGCUCUGCGAGCACCUGCCCCGGGGCAUGGACUGUGACAUCCUGGUGGGCUACUCGGCAGUCUACAGGGUCUGCUUCGGCACCGCCUGCUUCUACCUGACACAGGCCGUCUUCCUGAUCAACGUGAAAUCCAGCAGCAACUUCCGUGCCCUGCUGCACAACGGGUUCUGGUUCCUGAAGCUGCUGAUUCUGGUCGGGCUUUGUGCAGCAGCCUUCUUCAUCCCCGAUGACCGCUUCCUGCAAGCCUGGCACUACGUGGGCAUCUGUGGCGGUUUUGCCUUCAUCCUCGUCCAGCUGGUGCUGAUCACAGCCUUUGCCCAUACCUGGAACAAGAACUGGCUGCUGGGCGCGUCCCAGGACAAGCGCUGGUACCUGGCUGUGCUGCUGGCCACACUCGCUUUCUACACCAUCGCCUCCACUGCCGUCUCCUUCCUGUACAAGUACUACACCCACCCGGCUGGCUGCUUGCUCAACAAGGCCCUGCUCACCCUCAACGUCAGCCUGUGCGGGCUCCUGUCCUUCCUCUCCAUCACGCCCUGCGUGCGGCUCCAACAGCCCCGCUCCAGCCUCCUGCAAGCGUCUAUCAUCAGCUGCUACGUCAUGUACCUCACCUUCUCGGCCUUGUCCAGCCGCCCGCCCGAGAGAGUGCUGUACAAGGGGCAGAACCUCACCGUCUGCUUCCCUAGUGUCAGCAAGGACGGGCUGCAGACAGAAGACACCACAGUUGCCAUCCUGGGAGCCACCAUCAUGUACGCCUGUGUUCUCUUGGCGUGUAACGAGGCCUCCUACCUUGCCGAGAUGUUUGGGCCCCUGUGGAUGAUCAAAGUCUAUAGAUUUGAGUUCCAAAAACCCUCCUGUUGCUUCUGUUGUUCUGACAAGACAGGGGAAGAGCUGGAAGAGCGGGUAUGUCAGCAGGAGGAGGGGCCUGCAAGGGGGCAGAGGAUCAUCUACAAUGAGCACGAGCACGUUGUUUACAGCUACUCGACCUUCCACUUCAUCUUCUUCCUCGCCACGCUCUACGUCAUGAUGACCCUCACCAACUGGUUCAGCUACGAGAAUGCAGUGCUGGAAACGACCUUCACACAUGGCAGCUGGUCGACAUUCUGGGUGAAGGUGGCCUCGUGCUGGGCCUGCAUCCUGCUGUACUUCUGGCUCCUCCUGGGCCCGCUGUGCCGCUCCGACUUGCGCCAGCGCCGGAGGGGCAGCCCGCCCCUGCGCAUACUGCGACGCCGGCGCCCACUCCAGCGGAUCAGCGUCUCCACGUAGCCCCUGCUGCUGGGACUGGACAAGCUGCUGGCUGCUGGGCAAGCGCUGGGCCGGGCAGCUGGCUGCAGGGCUAUGGAGAUGGAGGGGCCGGGGGCAGGGCCCAAGCGGCCAAUUCAGGAUCAGGAGGGCAGGGCUGCCCUCCCUGCCUGCCAGACAUGACUCUGGACUGGAUCUAUGUACUGAAGAGCCCGCAAGCAUGGCACCCACCAGCCUCUGCCCUCUGCCUCUGCCUCGAGGACGACCCACCCCGGCUUCGCCCCAAUCGCUGCCAUUGGGGAGUAGGAAACUGCUGAGAAAUCCAAGCAGGAUCCCAGAUCAGGCCCAGGGCCGCUCCCAGACAAGAACUCCCCCAGCGCCAGCGGUCUGGGGACAUCGCCCCAGCAUGAAGUCCCCCAACCAUUGUCAAGGAAGCCUAGGCAGAGAGCUGGCCUUCAGGGACCUUGCACAGGACUGGCUUGUCUCUAGCAGCAUCUGCUAGUCAGACCUGCCCCUCUCUGGUCCAGCCGGGGGCUCCUCUGGCAGAAUGUCUUUCAUGUGCGGCGUGUGAGGCCCAGAGCACGGGGCAGUGGCUGGGCUGGGCAAUUGCCACACCCCUCACGCCUCAGCUGCAGCCCCUGCUCUGUUGGCCUUGAAAGAGCAUCUGUAAGGCUCUGCCCCAGCCCGCCUGCAGGUGCUGUGGCCUGGCUGCCCCCCUUCUGUGACUGUCCUGCUUCCUGGAGCCACACCAGCCUGCCCUCCAGCCAUGCAGUGCAAGGCGAGCAGGACUGUAAAUAGCUCCUGGGGCCUGUUUCUACAUAAAGCCCUGAGCUGAGCCUGUGUGGCACUGUGUGUGCGCGCCUGCAGGCCCUGGCUCAGGGGCCAGCCCCCCUCUGGCCCCCCAGUGCCCACCCCGCUGCCGUUUGCCUGUGGAACACUGGAGCUCAGGCUACAGCUACUGGGAAGGCUGGGCAGGCAGGGUCAGCACCUCUGCAGAGGGGCUUGGGGGUUGAGAAAUGGGCUGGCUUGGUUGACCACAGGGAGUGGGAGCUGGGGGCUGGCAGGGCCCUGUAGUGGGGCUGUGCUGGUGAAGCUCUGUCUUGGGGGAGCAGGUGUCCUUGGCACACUCCUGGUUCAGGCCUCACCCGAGCUGGCCCUCGGUGGGCCUGUGGGGUGCACAGCACUGUGGGGCUCCAGCAGGAUCCUGCCCAGGGUGAAUUGGGAGCUGAUCUGCCUCCCUCCUCUAGAGCAGGGAUGGGGGCUCACAUGUGCUCCUGCCCCACUGCGGGAAGCUGCUCUUGUAGGAUGCUAUCACUUGGCUGUCACAACAGCUCCCUGAGACCCUGCCCCAGAACAAUGCAGGGAAGACACCACAUGUGGGUCACAGGCUGCCCCUGGCAGCAGCCCAUCGCCAGGCCCCAGCCCUGGGAAGUGCCCCAGGCCUCACCAAAGCCCUCGCAGAACUGCUUGAUUUUGUUCUGCCUCCCACAUGUUCUGUAGCGGGCAGGAGACGCAGAGGUGGUGCCCACAUACCUUGCUCCACCCCAACGGGGAGCCCUCACUUAAUGCCGCUCGACCCUUCCUGGAUCCUGGGCACUGCGUCAGCUCCCCUCCCAUAGCAGCCAGUCGGGAAUUGAGGCCGGGGCACGGCCUUGUGUCUCAUGCUCAGAGCUGGCAACGGGCUGGUGAACCGUUCCUGGCUCGUGGUGCAGGGGUGUUUGCUGGGGGCAGGGGAACAGCCCCAUGUUCCUGCUGUCCAGCUCCAUGGGCGCGGUGGGCGGCGCUGGGCAGGCAGCCUUGUUGGGAGCAGGGGGCGGCCUGGUCCCAGCUGGUGGCUCUGCAGGGCUCUGCACAGCCAGAACUCGUAGUCAGUCUCCAGGUUCUGGGGCAAGAAGAGAACUGCCGAGGGAGAGCAAGUGCAGGGGGCUUCCCAGACCCUCUCUGACCCCCAGGCAAAGGUGCCAGUGUGUGUGGGGGGCUAUUCAUGCUCCAGCACAGCCUGCUGUAGAAAGUCCCUUAAGCGUGCCUGAUACAGGGC
Molecule: messenger RNA, 3931 nt
Organism: Mauremys mutica (yellowpond turtle)
Lineage: Eukaryota; Metazoa; Chordata; Testudines; Geoemydidae
Gene: SERINC4
Product: serine incorporator 4
Exons: 12
Coding region: 400-1917 (505 amino acids)
Cellular component (GO): membrane
Source: RefSeq, a predicted model, not a curated record